CACUCACUGGCAUCAGCUCACAGAAGCAGCAGUGCAGUUGAGAGCGGAUCGCUGGUAAUUACACCGUUCCGAAGGCUUAUCCUGUGCGCCGAGAACAGGAAAGAAAUGGAGGACUGGAUCAGCUCGCUGAAAUCGGUUCAGUCCAGAGAGCAUUACGAGACGGCACAGUUUAAUGUGGAACAUUUCUCAGGGAUGCACAACUGGUAUGCCUGCUCCCACGCUCGCCCUACCUUCUGUAAUGUCUGUCGGGACAGCCUCUCAGGGGUCACUUCUCAUGGCCUCUCUUGUGAAGUGUGUAAAUUCAAGGCCCACAAAAGAUGCGCAGUCAGGGCCACCAACAACUGCAAAUGGACAACGUUGGCCUCUAUCGGCAAGGACAUCAUUGAGGACGAGGAUGGGAUUGCGAUGCCACACCAAUGGCUGGAAGGCAACCUGCCUGUCAGUGCUAAGUGUGCCGUUUGCGACAAAACCUGUGGCAGCGUGCUGCGCUUGCAGGAUUGGCGUUGUUUGUGGUGCAAAGCCAUGGUGCACACGGCAUGCAUGGAUCUCUACCCCCGCAAAUGUCCCCUCGGCCAGUGCAAAGUGUCCAUCAUCCCCCCUACCGCCCUCAACAGCAUCGACUCGGACGGUUUCUGGAAGGCCACCUGUCCCCCAUCAUGCGCUAGUCCACUCCUCGUGUUUGUCAACUCAAAAAGUGGAGACAACCAAGGGGUAAAAUUCCUGCGUCGCUUCAAACAGCUGCUCAAUCCCGCUCAGGUCUUUGACCUGGUCAACGGUGGACCUCAUUUAGGCCUUCGCUUGUUCCAAAAGUUCGACAACUUCCGAAUCCUCGUGUGCGGUGGAGAUGGAAGCGUUGGUUGGGUCCUGUCUGAAAUCGAUAAACUAAAUCUUCACAAACAGUGCCAGCUGGGCGUUCUGCCGCUGGGCACCGGAAAUGACCUGGCGCGGGUGCUCGGCUGGGGGCCGUCCUGUGACGAUGACACUCAACUCCCUCAGAUACUGGAGAAGCUGGAGCGAGCCAGCACCAAGAUGCUGGACAGGUGGAGUAUAAUGACGUAUGAGAUUAAAAUACCUCCCAAACACAGCUGCCCCGCCACACCUGAGGAGGCAGAGGACGGCCAGUUACAGAUAUCUGCUUAUGAGGAUUCAGUGGCUGCUCAUCUCACGAAGAUCCUGAACUCAGAUCAGCACUCAGUGGUCAUAUCUUCAUCAAAGGUGUUGUGUGAGACAGUGAAGGAAUUUGUGGCCAAAGUUGGGAAGUGUUAUGAGAGAAGCAGUGACAGUACAGAGGAAGCUGAUGCACUUGCCCUCAAAUGUGCGAUUCUGAACGAGAAGCUGGACUCCCUCCUGCAGACGCUGAAUCUGGAGGCGCAGGCCAUGACGCCCUCAGCCCUCACCACGCCACCCAUCGUGGAGGAGGAGGUGGAGGAGGAGGAGCUGGAGGAAGAGGAGGAUCUGAGUGAAGAGUCUUUAACGGAGCUGAAGGAGAAUGAGACUGAGAAAGGCUCUGCUCAUAAGCUCUUCAGACCCCGCGAGCAGCUUGUGCUGAGAGCCAACAGCCUGAAGAAAGCGCUCAGACAGAUCAUCGAGCAGGCAGAGAGAAUGGUGGAUGAGCAGAACGCUCACACGGAGGAGCAGGAGCUGCAGUCUCCCACUGACUUCAGGAAGGACAGUGAGGAGGAAAACCGAGACAACGAGAAGGACGAGGACACUAAAGAACUGGAAGCUCUGCCCUUGGCUAAGUCGCCGUGUUUGCCGCCAGAGAGGCGUGUCAGUCGCAGCACUCAGUCCUGCGGCUCCUUUUCCAUCACUCCCUUCACCACAAGCAAGGAGAACCUGCCUGUUCUCAACACACGCAUCAUCUGUCCCGGUCUGCGGGCAGGUCUUGCUGCAUCCAUAGCUGGAAGCUCCAUAAUCAGUAAGAUGCUGCUUGCCAACAUUGAUCCAUUUGGUGCCACACCCUUCAUAGAUCCUGACCUGGACUCACUAGAGGGCUAUUUGGAGAAGUGUGUGAUGAAUAACUACUUUGGCAUUGGGUUAGAUGCAAAGAUCUCACUGGAGUUCAACAACAAACGUGAGGAGCACCCAGAGAAAUGCAGAAGUCGCACUAAAAACAUGAUGUGGUAUGGAGUUCUGGGGACGAAAGAACUUCUGCAGCGGACCUACAAGAACUUGGAGCAGAAAGUUCAGCUGGAGGUGAGCCAAAUAGAAGUUCCUGUACGGAGCCGCCUAGUGGUGAUGAGCUAUUUUCAUGAUUAUUGUUUUUUUUGUCUCUUCAUGCAGAUAUUUUGUGCCCCUUCAUUCGAUGACAAAAUUUUGGAAGUGGUCGCUGUGUUUGGUAGUAUGCAGAUGGCUGUCUCGAGGGUGAUCAAACUGCAGCAUCACCGUAUUGCACAGUGUCGCACGGUGAAGAUCACCAUCCUGGGAGAUGAAGGAGUGCCGGUCCAGGUGGAUGGAGAAGCCUGGAUUCAACCUCCUGGAGUCAUCAAGAUUCAGCACAAGAACCGGGCCCAGAUGCUGACAAGAGACAGGGCAUUUGAAAACACGCUGAAGUCUUGGGAGGAUAAACUGAAAUACGACAAGCCUCCGCUGAGGCCGCCCCUGUAUCCUCAGCACUCUGUGGAUCUGGCCACAGAAGAGGAGGCCACGCUCAUCCAGAUGUGCGCUCGAGCUGCAGAGGAUCUCAUCACCAGGAUCUGUGAGGCUGCCAAAAACUACCAACUCCUCGAGCAGGAGCUGGCCCACGCCGUCAACGCCUCCUCACACGCCAUCAACAAAACACACCCCAAGUUCCCCGAGAGCCUGACAAGAAACACUGCCAUUGAGGUGGCCAGCACCGUGAAGGCCCUGCACAAUGAGACCGAGUCGCUGCUAGUAGGACGAGUGCCAUUGCAACUGGACCCUCCGCAUGAAGAGCUGCUGUCCAGUGCCCUGCAGAGCGUUGAGGUUGAACUGGGCAAGCUGGCUGAGAGCCCCUGGCUCUACCACAUCUUACAGCCCAAUGACGAGGAGGAUAACUCGCUUGAGUACGGAAAAAGAAACAGUCGGAGUGGCAUGUUUCGCAUAGUGCCAAAGUUCAAGAAAGAGAAAGCCCCAAAGAAGUCCAGCCCACAGUCAGUUCAGAGGUGGGGCACUGAGGAGGUGGCCACCUGGCUGGAGCAGCUCAGCUUGGGAGAAUACAAAGAGACCUUCAUCCGCCACGACAUCCGCGGCUCCGAGCUCCUGCACCUGGAGAGGAGAGACCUCAAGGAUCUGGGGAUCUCGAAGGUGGGUCAUAUGAAGAGAAUUCUCCAGGGAACUAAGGACUUGGCCAAGAGUUCGAUGGUGGACCUGUGAGAGACGUCAACAUACAUUCCGUUCGUGAGAGAAGAGGAGUUGCAGCGGGAGCUGGAUCUCUGUAGGAAUAGCUUGUAGAAAAGCUAGGGAUGUUUGUUUUCGAGCAAGUGCUGAUGCCAAAAAAACAAGGAUUGUGUCCCAUGACUUUUAGACCCAUAGGAAAGCCAUUCCUCCCUUAUCGCAUCGACGGCACAAUCAGGUAUGCAAUACUCAUCGUGCACGUGACCUCUGGCCUCUAUUACAGAUUCCAAAUCAAGUAGCAGAACAGGACUUCCAAACCGAGAGGAGAGGAGAGGAGCACACGGCCUCUGAGUAGCUCACUGGCUCUUUACCUUGCGGUAGAUGGCAACAAUAGGAGGGCGAUGUGAUGUGUCAGCAAUAUUCUGCUUUUGACAGCACUGUUUACAUUUUAAGGAGACGGGAAAAAGACUGCUGGAGUAUCGCAAUCAUAGUAGUGCGGCGGUGCAGUCCAGGAAAGGUCAAAAGGGGUUUCCUUCGCCAGUGACAUACUGAUGCAUGGUAUGCUUGCUAUAUUUGGAUAGCUGUUUUACUGCAUGAUCUGCGUCUUGUUUUUUAUUGUACAAAUUUACACUUGAACAAGUUUUAUAUGAAUUUAGUAUAAUGCCAUUUGUUACUACUGAAGCAUCCCUUUGGUCUAAGUAGACUGCUGAUUUAUUUCUAUUUAUCUGUCUGCAUGGAAACCUCGUGUCAAAGCAGUGUCAUGUGCCAUAUUUAUUGUCAGAUGAACUUUAUUGGUAAGAAAUGUUUUAAUCUUACAGUAGGACGUUAUGUAAGUCAGUGAAAUAAGUACCAAAGCGAAUGUCCCCUGGUUUAUGUUCUUUAAAACAUUUCAAGUUUAGUUUUCCCCCUUAAAUAUUUGAGAUAUUCAUCGCAAAUGGUCAAAUCUGAAGUAGUUCAGAAAAACAUGGACACGGCGACUCUUUGUAGCUUAAAACUUAUUAUUAUACAUUAGUUGAAAUAGGACUUCUAUUGUUUUGAAUAAGAAAUUGCAGUUGACCUGCAACAUUACAUAGUUGAUAUUUACUGAGUUCAGGAACCCAGUGCAAGUUUGAUAGGAUCCUCUACAUUUGGUUGAUGGCAUUACAGGGUAUAAGAGAUUGUUUGUUUGUUAAUAUAUGCACUGUAUAUAUAUACGUUUAAAAAGUCUAAACUGUUAACUCCAGUUAUGAGUAAAGACUUUGUAUAAUAGAACGCUUACAUGAUAUUAUCAGAUGAGACAUUUAUUUGUGUAUAGAGCACCAUAACACCUUUUUGAAUUAUUCUGUUUAGUAAUCGCCUUUACACGUUAAGUGCAGUUGUACUCUAUGGAAGGUGCAAUAUUGUAUUUAUUUUGAUACAGUUCUUCUCUAUGAAGCUUUAUUAUGUGAGGUUUUUCCAUGGAAAACUAAAAAGAUAAACUUUACACACUCCUCUUUUUUCGGUUUUGGAUUAAGGCGGACUUUGGGUCAGACAAAUCAUGCCAUGUUCUCUCCAAAAUUAAUAAAUCUUCCAUAAGCAAAUUGUUGAUCCUGUCUAACCGUGCUUCCAGGAUAAUUUGCUAGAUGGCUGGAUGUUUCCUCACACCGACUAUAAAACUGUUGUGCCUCUAUUUUUUCCGUAAAAUGGAAAAUUUCGAGCUCGGAGCUACACGUAGUUCUACAUAAGCCAACCCGACCAUCAGUGCAUGUAGGACUCAUAACAGUGGAUUUUUGUUGAUGUUAUAUUAUAAUGUUCCUCUAGAGGGUGUUCGAUAACAUCAGAGUAGUACUUGAUAUAUAUACAGAGCGAAAGAGAGUAGUGUCGAAAAAGAUGUGGUGUUCCCAAACAAGAAAUGCUAUCCUACCCACAAUUUACCUGAACUGAGAAUUCAAACAAAUAUGGAGUCCCUGGAGGACUGGAUUUGGUCUGUUGGGUGGAACCGAGCAGGAUGUUUUUAAAAAGAAAAAUACACAUUUGAAGAGUUUGGUGAGAGUUUAGGCAUUCUUAUCAAAUGAUGGGACUAAAAAUGAGACUUAAUUCAUGACAGCAUUCAUUAAUCAAUUAUAGAUUACAACUGGUUUUGCUCCAGGAUCCGAAUUUCGCCUUCAGCUUCACAUGGCGCCAAACGCAGGGCCGAAUAGUUUAUUGUACACAAAGGAAUAAGAAAAUGUCCUUAAAAGUCAUUAAUAUUAUCAUGAACUGCAUAGAACAUUGACAAUAUUGUGAAUGCGCAAACAGUAGAAGUGUGAUUUACACUUUUUAUAGCUUGUGUGUUUGGUUUCUAAAUGUCAGUUGAGUUUUGAUGGUUUUAUGCUCUCGGCAGCCAAUAAUUCACCACAUAAAACACAUUGUGGUCUGCACAAACCAUGUUUAUUCUUGUUGUAAGUGAACCCGUAUUUAAUGUAGUUUGGCCUUGUCCAUAUUGACAUUGUCUAGCCUCCACCAAAUGAAAGACGAACUUAAUACCCUCCAGUUUGAUUGGACGCAUAAUGCUGGACGUACAAAUUGAAAGAUGAGGAAAACAUUUUCUCCUCUCUUUUAAAAGUUGAUAAGCCUUUUUAUAUGUCUAUCCUAACUACACACAAUUAUACAGUUAAUGGCAUUCUAGCAGAUGAGAACCACUGGCGUCCAUAAUAAAGACAACAGUGCGGCCUGCUUUUAUCAGCAAUUUGUCCAUUGCAGUUUAAUUGACAACUAAAUGUAUCUCACUUCCCGUCUUUUCUCAUUAGUGAGUAUCUGCUGAGGUUUCAGCAUCUGCCUGUAGGCAUUUCAGGUUGGCUGUUUAAUCCAUCAGCUGGCCCACAUGAAAUCUGCGCCAGCAGAACUCCGCGAAAACCUCUGCAGAUUGGGAUGCGCAUCAAGUUUUACACAUUCCCUUUCACUUGCGUAUUCCUUUAUUAAAUAUUUUGGCCAGCUAAAUGCUUUCAUCUACCACUUAGUCUCUGGAUAACACAUUUGACCUUUUUAAAACCCAUUCACAGAUAUUUUCUCCAAAAUCAAUGCAUCUGGGCUUAUUCAUAGGUGACAGAAAAAAAAAAAACUGUAAUCUGAUAAACAUUUGAUCCGACAAUCAAAUGGGCCAUUUAUAGCAACAGUUCUGUUUGUGGUUAUAUAAAAUCAAAACCUAUGUGCACAUACGUCCACGCAUUCCGAAACACGACUGAAUGUACUGAUAUAUGCUUAUCAGAUAUGCAUUUCUGAGUGACCGCAUUAUAAAAGAUGAUUACCCCAACUAGCUAGAAUCAUUACCAAAGACACAAGAUCAUUUCCAGAACACUACAAAGCUCCCCGAAGCCCGGUUUAAUUGGCCAUAAACAUGAUCUCUUUUUGACAGCUGUAGCAGAUCGACCUUGUAUAUGGUGCCUCUGUAUAGUUCAUUUGUUCACAACAGACUCAAAUCACACAAGUGCAGUCUUCCUCUCAUUGCCACACUAAACACAUGUGCACAUGAUCACAUGAACCUCAGUUCAGUUCUCAAGCCAACACAUGAGUGUUUUUCAUUGGACUAUGAGUGACGGUGGGCUUCGGCUUAUGGCGAACGUAAAGCUGUAAACUGCCUGGUUUUUCAAAAACAAAUUAAUUUGAGGAAUUUGUAGAGCAAGGUAACAUAUCUUUGACAUGAUUUAUGUCCAGUAAGAGAAGUGUGAUGCAAGUUUCAUUUGUUUACAUUGUGUUCACAAUGGCACAGUUUCAUUUUUAAGACUACAUGUAUAGGUAUAUUUACAAUACUUGCAUAUUUAUUAAGGUUAAACAACUGAUGUGUAUGUGUUUUCACUAUUGGGAUAUAAUGUUACGGUAGUCACUUGUAUUGAUAUCUGGAUGAUUUUGGUAAGUAGUAGGUAAUUUUUAUGACUACUAAGUGACUGUUUUCUGUGCCUUUUUAUCGUAGAUGCAUGGUUAACUAUUUAUUACAAUAUGGAGGUCACUGAGAUGUGUAUUUUUGUAUCCUGAUUAAGUGUUUCGAUUUUGAUGUACAUUUUGAGGUGGUAAAACACUGCCAGUUGAUAUCUUCCUUCUUCAAUAAAAUUGAAUGCAU
Messenger RNA from Sinocyclocheilus anshuiensis, 7351 nucleotides. RefSeq names its product diacylglycerol kinase eta-like. The transcript is spliced from 26 exons. Gene Ontology annotation, molecular function: ATP-dependent diacylglycerol kinase activity; protein binding. Gene Ontology annotation, biological process: phospholipase C-activating G protein-coupled receptor signaling pathway. Bases 106 to 3336 code for a protein of 1076 amino acids. The record is from RefSeq and is a predicted model, not a curated record. Gene Ontology annotation, cellular component: plasma membrane. NCBI's taxonomy places the organism in Eukaryota, Metazoa, Chordata, Actinopteri, Cypriniformes, Cyprinidae.